GGUGGGGAAGAGCAGCAAGAUGCUGCAGCACAUCGACUACCGCAUGCGGUGCAUCCUGCAGGAUGGGCGCGUCUUCAUCGGCACGUUCAAGGCCUUCGAUAAGCACAUGAACCUCAUCCUCUGCGACUGCGAUGAGUUCCGCAAGAUCAAACCUAAAAAUUCAAAACAGCCAGAACGGGAAGAGAAACGAGUCCUUGGUCUUGUGUUGCUGCGAGGGGAAAACCUGGUGUCCAUGACGGUUGAAGGGCCACCUCCAAAAGAUACUGGAAUUGCCCGGGUACCCCUCGCUGGAGCUGCUGGAGGACCUGGUGUUGGGAGAGCAGCGGGGAGGGGAGUUCCAGCUGGGGCUCCCAUGCCACAGGCUCCAGCAGGAUUAGCUGGCCCUGUCAGAGGAGUGGGAGGACCAUCCCAACAGGUUAUGACACCCCAGGGUCGUGGAACAGUUGCAGCUGCUGCUGCAGCAGCCACUGCCAGCAUAGCAGGAGCCCCAACUCAAUACACACCAGGGCGUGGGGGUCCUCCCCCACCCAUGAGCAGAGGAGCCCCUCCUCCAGGAAUGAUGGGACCUCCUCCAGGCAUGAGACCACCAAUGGGCCCACCCAUGGGAAUGCCACCUGGCCGAGGGGCUCCCAUGGGAAUGCCUCCCCCAGGCAUGAGACCACCACCCCCAGGAAUGAGAGGACCCCCUCCACCUGGCAUGCGCCCCCCAAGGCCGCCCCCCAGCCACUGCCAGCAUAGCAGGAGCCCCAACUCAAUACACACCAGGGCGUGGGGGUCCUCCCCCACCCAUGAGCAGAGGAGCCCCUCCUCCAGGAAUGAUGGGACCUCCUCCAGGCAUGAGACCACCAAUGGGCCCACCCAUGGGAAUGCCACCUGGCCGAGGGGCUCCCAUGGGAAUGCCUCCCCCAGGCAUGAGACCACCACCCCCAGGAAUGAGAGGACCCCCUCCACCUGGCAUGCGCCCCCCAAGGCCCUGAGAAUUCUGUAAUGUACCUCUGAACUGGGAGAAGACCAAGCAAGGGGAUGCACUGAGCAGUACCACCGUCAGACUUUGCUAUGUAUAUUUUAUAUCUACUGCUGGUAAUUUUUGCCCUUUCUAAUAAAGCAGGAAAACC
This is a messenger RNA of Ficedula albicollis (Collared flycatcher), 1115 nucleotides long. RefSeq names its product small nuclear ribonucleoprotein polypeptides B and B1 (gene SNRPB). NCBI's taxonomy places the organism in Eukaryota, Metazoa, Chordata, Aves, Passeriformes, Muscicapidae. The transcript is spliced from 8 exons. Gene Ontology annotation, cellular component: U2 snRNP; U2-type prespliceosome; catalytic step 2 spliceosome. Gene Ontology annotation, biological process: mRNA splicing, via spliceosome. The record is from RefSeq and is a predicted model, not a curated record. Gene Ontology annotation, molecular function: RNA binding. The coding region runs from base 20 to 988 and encodes 322 amino acids.